UUGCAGCAGCGAWCAUGCACCAUGGAAACGGUCCUCAGAAUGCUCAGCGGCAGCUCCAGAGGUCCAGGUCCUUCACGGGCAGYGAGGGAGAAGAGCAACAGGCAAAUUUACCCCAGUCCCCUGCAGCUUCUUUUGCACCUUCAGCAAGCCCAUCUGCCCCACAGUCCCCCAGCUACCAAAUACAGCAGUUUAUAAUGAGCAGAAGUCCGGUAGCUGGGCAGAAUGUGAACAUCACCCUGCAGAACGUUGGGCCGGUGGCUUCAGGAAACCAGCAGAUAACACUGACCCCUUUGCCAAUCCCGAACCCGACGUCACCAGGCUUUCAGUUCAGCCCUCAGCAGAGGCGGUUCGAGCAUGGCUCCCCAUCCUACAUCCAAGUCACCUCCCCGCUGCCUCAACAGGUUCAGUCUCAGAGCCCCACGCAGCCGAACCCGGUGCCCGUGCAAACGUUACCAAACGUGCGGGCAGGAACUCCGGGCCCYGGCCUGGGCAUGUGCAGCCAGAGCCCCACCAGAGGAUUUGUAGAUGCUAGCGUGCUGGUGAGGCAGAUCAGCCUGAGCCCUUCCAAUGGCGGGCACUUCGUGUACCAGGAAGGACCAGGAAUUGCACAGAUUGCUCAAGGAGCUGCAGCACAAGUGCAGCUUCCAUCUUCUGGGGCGCCUGCUACAGUAAGAGAACGCAGACUUUCGCAGCCUCACUCACAGUCUGGGGGCACCAUCCAUCACCUGGGCCCUCAGAGUCCUGUGGCUAGCGGAGCAAACAUGCAAUCUUUGACCAGCCCAGGGCACAUCACAACUACCAGCUUGCCGCCGCAAAUCAGCAAUAUUAUCCAGGGGCAACUCAUGCAACAGCAGCAGCAAGUGCUUCAAGGACAACAGCUGAACAGACCCCUUGGCUAUGACAGGACUUCUGGUGGAUUGAUAGCAGGAGUUGGAGGAGCUAGUGCGUUUGGAAUGACAUCGCCACCUCCUCCCACAAGUCCUUCCCGGGCUACGGUUCCGCAGGCACUGUCGAAUCUUCCUCUUGCUCCUGCAGUUAACCAGGCGGUGAAAAAGCAGCCCAAGAAGUUGGAGGAGAUUCCUCCAGCCAACCAGGAGACUGCUCAAAUGAGGAAACAAUGUUUGGAUCAUCACCAUAAGCAAAUGGAAAUGCUUAAGGAAACUUUCAAGGAAUGCUUGAUUGAACUGUUUUUCCUGCAGCACCUUCAAGGGAAUAUGAUGGACUUUUUAGCUUUUAAGAAGAAACACUGUGUUCCACUGCAGGCAUACCUGAGGCAAAAUGACUUGGAUCUGGAGGAGGAGGAAGACGAGGAACAGUCUGAGGUUAUCAAUGAUGAGCAAACACAUACAGUAACUCCUGUUACGGGGACUGUGAACACCAUAGAAAUCGAAGCUCUUAAGAGACAAGCACUUGUGUCAGCAGGUGGGAUGCCGCCCGCUCCGCAGACUGUGCAGCUAACUGGACAGAAGCAGAGUCAACAACAAUACGACCCAUCGAAGGGACCUCCUGUGCAGAACGCAGCAAGUUUGCAUACGCCCCCACCACAGCUCCCUGGGCGCCUGCAACCCGCCAGUGUCCCCCUGACAUCUCUCCCAGCUGCACUGCAGCUUCCGCAGCAGCAACCGCAGGUAGUGGAAUCUCCAGCCCAGCCCCAGAUUCAGGUGAAGAUCCAGCCCCAAGGGGUACCCCUGGCUUCUGCUCCACUGCCAGCCCCACUUCAGCAGCAGGUGCCGCCAGCAAUCCACGUGCAAGGACAGACACCAAGCCAAGUGUCACAGCCACAAGCUACAAUACAGCAACAGACUGUGACUCUGACACGACCAUCUGCAGAUCCAGCUCAGUCUUCUCAGCGUCUUACGGCAAACACGCUACCGCCUACCUCAUCCAUUGCGCCAGCAACCAUCUCAGGCACCACGCCGCCUUACACGUACCCAGCACAAACAAACAGAACGUCUCCAGCAACUAACAAGUCAUUAUCUCCGAUUGCCUCAAAACCCCCAGGCUUAGCAGUAGCAGCAGCAGCACCUAAAACACAAAGUCCAGCUCAGAAUGCAGCRGUAUUACCACAGGAAAACUCUCAAGACAAGCUUGCUGAGCAAGUAAAGCUGGAAAAUCAAAUCCAUCAGCGAAUAGCAGAAUUGAGGAAGGAAGGUUUAUGGUCCCUGAGGCGACUUCCUAAACUCCAGGAGGCUCCAAGACCCAAAUCUCACUGGGAUUACUUACUGGAAGAAAUGCAGUGGAUGGCAACUGAUUUUGCUCAAGAGAGAAAGUGGAAGAUGGCAGCUGCUAAGAAGAUGGUAAGAACUGUGGCUCGUUACCAUGAAGAAAAGAAACUUAAUGAAGAGCGAGCUAAAAAGGAAGAACAGAAUAAACUAAGGCGAAUUGCUGCAUCAAUUGCUAGAGAAAUAGAGUACUUCUGGUCUAACAUUGAACAGGUUGUUGAAAUAAAACUGCAAAUUGAAUUUCAAGAGAAAAGGAAAAAAGCUUUGAAUUUAAAGAAAAUUUCAAAGAAAGGUAAUUCUUUGUGUUCUGUGGUUUUAAACAUUUCAAUUAUUUGAUGCUAGGGUAUGUCAUCCUCUGGAAGGAAAAGAAAGGCAAGCACGUCUUUGACUGAUGAGGAAGUUGAAGACGAAGAAGAAACAAUUGAAGAACAGGAAGCUAAAGAAGGAAAUAUAAACCACCAAAUGGAAUUGUCCAACCUAGCCAAAGAAGCUGAAUUGCCUUUGGAUGAUUUGCUGAAGAUGUAUGAAGGUGCCUUUGCAGAAAACUUUCACUGGCCCCAGCCUAAGCCUGACAGUGAAGAGGACAGCAGUGAGGAAGAAAUGGAAGACCAUAUCUCUGAUAGAGAGAGUCCUCAGAAAGAAGUUGUCCUCAUAGACUCGCUUCUCAGCAUUGACCAGUACAAGGGUAUAGACAGAUCAAGUCCCCCAAAGAAACAUAUGCGUGACAUAGCAGAAGUUGCUGCUGCAGCAGAAAUGCUGCUUCCUAAAGGCAGUGCAAGGAUAACAACAGCGGUAAAAUAUAAUACUCCAUCCCUUUUGUACGGGCAUCUCAGAGAAUAUCAGAAGAUUGGGCUUGACUGGUUAGCAAAGCUCUACAAGAAGAAUCUCAAUGGCAUUCUGGCAGAUGAGGCUGGGCUUGGCAAGACAGUGCAAGUGAUCGCCUUCUUUGCACACUUAGCUUGUAAUGAAGGUAACUGGGGUCCUCAUCUUGUUGUUGUGCGGAGCUGUAACAUACUGAAGUGGGAACUGGAAUUGAAACGCUGGUGCCCAGGAUUGAAAAUUCUUCUCUACUUUGGUAGCCAAAGAGAACUUAGGGCAAAGAGACAGGAGUGGAUGGAACCCAACAGCUUUAAUGUGUGUAUCACUUCCUACAAACAGCUGUUUAAAGGCCACCCAGCAUUUAUGAAAGUGCGGUGGAAAUACUUAAUAGUAGAUGAAAUGCAACAAAUAAAGAAUAUGACAGAGAAGCACUGGGAGGCACUUUUCAGUCUCCGAAGUCAACAUCGUUUGCUUCUGAUAGACACUCCUUUGCAUAACACAUUGAUGGAGUUGUGGACCAUGGUACAUUUUCUGAUUCCAGGAAUUUCCAGACCUUACCUGGAUUUUCCAGUAAAAGCAGCUAAUGAGGAGAACCAGGAUUAUUGUCAUAAACUGGUCAUCAGAUUACACAGAAUGAUUCAGCCAUUUAUUUUGCGAAGAUCAAAGAGAGAUGUUGAAAAGCAGCURACAAAGAAAUACGAACAUGUUCUAAAGUGUCGUCUUUCCAAUCGACAAAAAGCAAUGUAUGAAGAUGUCAUAUUACAACCAGGAACUCAAGAAGCCCUCAAAAGUGGACACUUUAUCAGUGUCCUGCAUGUCCUGAUGCAGCUGCAAAGGAUUUGUAAUCAUCCUGAUCUGAUAAACCCUCGACUCUCAAGUACCUCUUUUGUAUCAGAAACUCUGGAAUACAGAACUGUGUCUUUGGUACUCAGUGCCCUAGAAAAGGAUAUUUGGAAAGAAUCAGAYCUGUCCCUCUUUGAUCUGAUUGGAGUGGAAAACCGAAUGACUCAUUAUGAAGCACAAACAUUGCCAAAACAAAAGGUCACUAGAAAACUCAUUGAAGAGAUCUACAGCUCCCCUCCACCACCACCCAGGCCCACCUCAGUGAAGCUCAAACCAAACAGGUUGUUUCAACCAGUUCAAUACGGUCAGAAACCUGAGGGCAGGACGGUMGUUUUUCCAAGUACUCAAGUACAACGCACAGUGACCACAGCAACGGUAACUCAACAGGGACAAGUACGAGGCAGAUCACCUAUUGCUACAGUUUCUUCAAAUCAAGCCGCAGCAGCACAGUUUCAGACAACUCAGGCUUCCAGCAGUGCUCCAAGACACCCGCCAGCAGCGACCUUCACCACAGCAGCCGGCAGUGCCACUGCUGGGAAACCGCGGGCUCAGACCUCGGCGCAGGCCGCCCAGCUGGGCCAGCCCCAGCCCCAGCCCCCCUCGCACACCGUCCAACAGAGUGUGCUGCCCCAGAGGCUGGUACUCACCUCUCAGGCCCAGGCACGGUUGCCUAGUGGAGAGGUAGUAAAAAUAGCCCAGCUGGCUUCUAUAGCAGGAGCACAAGGCAGAAUCGCUCAGCCAGAGACUCCUGUAACACUGCAGUUUCAAGGGAACAAGUUUACUUUGUCUCAUAGCCAACUUCGCCAGCUCACUGCAGGGCAGCCCCUGCAGUUACAAGGAAGUGUUCUUCAAAUUGUUUCAGCACCAGGUCAGCAGUAUUUGAGACCUCAGGGUCCAGUUGUCAUGCAGACGGUUUCCCAAGCUGGAACUGUUCAGAAUGCUCUGAAUGCUUUAGGAAACCAGCAUCAAGCAGGUGUGCCARCUUCCACAGCAGUGACACAGCAAGUUUGUCUUGCAGGUAGAACUGCCGUUAGUAGUUUGUCAGCUGGUGAGAUAGGAGCAGCAUUAAAGCCAGUUCCUGCACAUGGACAGUCGCAGGAAACUUACGAGGAAAAGAACCGGCUUCUGAAGGAGCGUUUGGACCGAAUAUUUUCUGGCAAUGAACGUCGUUGUUCAAAAGCCCCCGUUUAUGGCAAAGACCUGCUGAGCAUUUGCUCCUUGGCUGGUGAAAGGAAGCUCCCUCGGCUGUGUUCCUGUGAAGAUAACAGCUGGAGGUGGGCUGGCUCUGUGGACUGUUGCCUUUCUUCAAGUGCCUCCGGAGGCCCAAGCGAUCCCUUGCAGGAAUUGAUCCUGACUUUGGUUCAGCAACUAGAUUCUUUAAAGGAUGUUGUUAACAGGGCUCUCUUUGUAUUGCCAGCUGCAAUUGCUGCUCCCCCAUGUUUGUAUGUAGCAAAUCCUCCCCCUUCAUACAGUCACAGGUUGAAACUCCUUAAGCACAAUCUUAAGCAGAAGGCAGCUCCACACUUGCAUCAGUUGCAACAGAUCACAGCUCCGCACUUGCUGCAGUUCCCUGACCUUCGGCUGGUGCAGUAUGACUCAGGGAAAUUAGAAGCUCUUGCUAUUUUGCUUCAAAAAUUGAAAUCUGAAGGGCGCCGUGUGCUGAUUUUAUCACAGAUGAUUUUGAUGUUGGACAUAUUGGAGUUGUUCCUGAAUUUCCAUUUCCUCACAUUUGUGAGGAUUGAUGAAUACGCUAACCACGAACAGCGGCAGGAGCUGAUGAAAAGUUUCAACAGGGACAAGCGCAUUUUCUGUGCUAUCCUCUCCUCUCAUAGUCGUUCCACUGGCGUCAACCUCGUCGAGGCAGAUACUGUUGUGUUCUAUGACAACGACUUAAACCCRGUGAUGGACGCAAAGGCUCAGGAGUGGUGUGACAGAAUUGGGAGAUGUAAAGAUAUCCAUAUAUACAGACUUGUCAGUGGUAAUUCUGUAGAAGAGAAGCUUUUGAAAAAUGGCACAAAGGAUUUGAUCAGAGAAGUAGCUGCUCAGGGAAAUGAUUAUUCCAUGGCCUUUUUAACACAGCAAACAAUUCAGGAGUUGUUUGAGGUUCAUUCUCCUAUGGAGGAUUCUGGAUUUAGAGUGAAAGCAGARGAAUUUGUAGUACUUUCUCAAGAGCCAUCUCCAUCAGAAAACAUUUCACCUAAAGUUGCAAGACCAUUUAUAGAGGCCCUCAACAGUAUUGAACAAGAGAAUGAAGAGUCAAAUGAUCACAUACAAGAAAUAGGUCCUGAAUCAAGCACUGAACCUUUAAUAUCAGAACUCUGCGAGACAAAAUACAAUGAAGAAACCUCACAGCUGCAGGAAUUAAUUGCUAUUGUGGAUCAGCUUACUCCAAUUGAGAAGUAUGCAAUGAAUUAUUUAGAGCUCUUCCACGUUUCUGCUGAAGAGAAUGAGCCAAGUUUGAAUGAGGUGGAAUUGAAAGCGACAAAGAAAGCAUGGGAAGUUCAGCAUAUGAAGAUGUUAAAGGAAAAGGAACAAAAAAUGCUUUGGGAGGAUGAAGAGGAACUUCUCACCUACACUCGAGAGGAUGCAUAUAACAAAGAAUAUGUCUACGAAGGUCCAGAUGGACAAACGGAAAUAAUGCCACUUUGGACUCCCCCCACUCCACCUCAAGAUGACAAUGAUAUCUAUAUUGAUUCUGUUAUGUGUCUGAUGUAUGAUACAACUCCAAUUCCGGAAUCAAAGUUGCCACCAGUUUAUGUCCGGAAGGAACGUAAACGACACAAAACAGACCCAUCUGCUGCAGGUAGGAAGAAGAAGCAACGUCAUGGAGAGACAGUUAUUCCUCCUCGUUCGCUCUUUGACCGAGCAACCCCAGGAAUGUUGAAAAUGCGACGCGAAGGCAAAGAGCAGAAGAAGAACAUCUUGUUGAAACAACAGACACAGUUUGCAAAGCCUUUGCCGACUCUUGUCAAACCAGCUGCUGAGGCUGGACAGGAUAAUCCCGAGUGGUUGAUCAGUGAAGACUGGGCACUUCUGCAGGCAGUGAAGCAGCUACUGGAGCUUCCUUUAAAUCUCGCUGUUGUAUCACCAGCACACACRCCCAAUUGGGACCUUGUUAGUGAUGUUGUUAACUCAUGCAGCAGAGUCUAUCGCUCACCAAAACAAUGCCGAAACAGAUACGAAAAUGUGAUUAUUCCAAGGGAAGAAGGAAAGACUAAAAACAGUCGCCCCCUUCGCACCAAUCAGAUAUAUGCUCAAGAUGAGGGUGCCACCCACACGCAACUUUAUACUAAUCAUUUUGAGAUGAUGAAAAUGAUUGCAGGGAAAAGAAGUCCACCUAUCAAACCUCUACUUGGCAUGAAUCCUUUCCAGAAGAAUCCAAAGCAUGCAUCUGUGCUUGCAGAAAGUGGAAUCAACUAUGAUAAACCUCUUCCUCCAAUUCAAGUUGCAUCCCUCCGAGCUGAACGUAUUGCAAAAGAGAAAAAGGCCUUGGCUGAGCAGCAGAGGGCCCAGCAGCAGACGGGCCCCCAGGCGCAGCAGCAGCAAGGCGGCCAGCAGCAAGCCCAGCAGCCGGCAGUGCAGCAAGCGCAGCCGCAGCCCCAGGCCCAGGCCCAGGUAGUUCAGCAGCAGCAGGCAGUGGUACAGACUGCGGUAACUACUGUGGCCAACACAGCAGUAUUGGCGGGCACAAUCAAAACAGCAGUUACUGGGACAAGUAUUCAGACUGCUACAGUAAGUGGAAAUGUCAUAGUGAAUACAGUUGCUGGAGUUCCUGCUGCUACCUUUCAGCCCAUCAAUAAACGUCUGGCCUCACCUGUUAUUCCUGGAACUCUGACUACUUCAGGAGGCACCGCGACUGCGCAAGUGGUGCACACGCAGCAGCGAGCUGCAGCGGCGCCCGCUGCUUCCACGGAGCUGGUGACCAUCGCCUCUACCCAGGGAGUUCGUGCAGUGACCUCAGUGACAGCAUCCGCAGUCGUAACUACAAACCUAACACCAGUGCAGACCCAGACAAGAUCUUUGGUGACUCAGGUUACACCAGCUACGCCAACAGUCCAGCUCUCUGGCAAAACCAUCACCCCCGCGCACUUCCAGCUCCUCAGGCAGCAGCAGCAGCAGGCGGCGGCUCAGGUGCAAGUGCCGCAGAUUCAGGCACAGGCACAAGCCCAGUCUCCAGCCCAAAUAAAAACUGUAGGGAAGUUGUCACAGGAGCAGCUGAUCAAGUUGCAGAAGCAGAAAUUGCAGCUUCCUCAGCAGCAGGCAGCACAGCAGACACAGCAAGGGGCACAACAACAAACAGCACAAGUACAAGUGCAACAGCAACAGCAAACUCAACAGCUCACUGCUGUUACAGCCCCUCGGCCUGGUGCAGUUCUCACAGGCACUACUGUGACAAACCUGCAAGUUGCUCGUCUUACUCGUGUUCCUGCUUCCCAGCUUCAAGCGCAAGGACAGAUCCAGGCCCAAACUCCACAAGCAGCACAGGUUGCUUUGGCAAAGCCUCCAGUGGUGUCUGUUCCAGCUGCUGUUGUGUCUUCUGCGGGAGUCACCACACUCCCUGUUACUGUUGCAGGCAUUAGUGUUGCUAUUGGACAGCCACAGAAGGCUGCAGGAGGUCAGACGGUAGUUGCACAGCCACUGCAUGUCCAGCAACUUCUAAAACUUAAGCACCAUCAAGCAGCACAGCAACAGAAAGCUAUCCAGCCUCAGGUUGCACAGGGACAAGCUACUGUGCAGCAAAAGAUAAAUGCUCAACAAGUUACAGUCCAAGCCCAACAGCAGACAUCACAACAACAGAAAGUAACUUAUACUACGCAGCCAGCCAUUAAAACACAGUUCUUGACAACUCCCAUUUCCCAGACCCAGAAACCAGGUGGAACCCAACAAGUGCAGGCUCAGAUUCAGGUUGCAAAACUUCCACAAGUGGUCCAGCAACAGGCUACUGUUGCCAACAUUCAGCAGAUGGUUUCGGUUUCCCAACAGGUUCAAGCUCAACCCCAAACCGUGACCCUUUCUCAGACAACAGCAGGUCAGCAGCAGGUUCAAGUGAUUCCUGCAACAACUGCUACUGCUCAGGUUGUCCAGCAGAAGCUGAUUCAACAGCAAGUCGUGACAACAGCAUCUCCCCAGAUUCAGGCUCCAGGUGUACAGAAUCCUGCACAGACACCAGCAACGUCUGAGGCCCAAACUCAGCAAGCAAAAGUACAAAUGAGGACACCUACUGUCAGAUUAAAGGCACCCACUAAACCAAGUUGAACUMAUGAUUAAAAGGCAAUAAGCAGGGAAGUACAGCAUUUCGUGUUUGCUAAGCCAUGGCAAAGUGAGAAGCUUCUCCAAACAUCCACAUGAAGACAAAUCACCUUUAUUAUUUUUUUUUAUCAGAAGGAUUUUGCUGGUGAACAUUUAAACAUGGAAACUCUCACAAAACCUCAGCAUGGUAGCAACUGUGUAACACUCAAAAUCCAUACAAGAUACAUUCUGCCAGUGUUCUCUGUGCUCGUUCAAAUCAGAUAAAGCAAACAUUGCUUACACUUAAAUUCUGCCCCGCUGCACAAARUUAGAAUGGUGAUAUACCAUAAAUGUCAGUAAAAUUCAUCUAGCUUAAAAUCCCCUAACCUGCCUGUGGAAAUAUGCAGCUCUUUGCUAUAAUUUGGGUGAAUGUUCAAUAUCUGUGGUGAAGCCAUUCAAAGAAUCAAGCGUGGCUAAAAAAGCAAAGUAUUUUCCAUCUCUAAAAGCUGCAUAUUGUUCUUGCUUGAGGGUAAAUACCUCUGGAGGAACUAAUUUAUAUUUGAAGUGCUCCCUGAAAAGUUUAGCCAAUAAAUGUGAAAACCUGUAAGUAUGUGUAAUUAAAAGGAAAAAAAAAAGUUUCAUUCUCCAUUUUUGUAAGUCUUUUAAAAUGUUUGUUAGUAGUUUUGUGUACAGUUUAAUGAAGCACCCAACCUGUGUGUCAUUCUCUCAUAUUUCACUUUAAGAUAAUGGAUAUUUUAGGCAUGAACUGAGUAAAUACUGUGUUGAUAGUAGAUGUGCAUUACAGUGUAGCCCAUUUUUUUGUAAAAGAAUUGUUCAGUAGAUACAGCUAAACAAAUGGUCCGUAGCUGUUUCUCGUGGGACUUCCUUAAAGGAAAAUCUCAGACAGAUGAAGUUUAAUCUCUCAGUUUCAUUCUGCUCUUGCAACAUGUUUAAAUGUUCAG
Messenger RNA from Nothoprocta perdicaria, 10075 nucleotides. RefSeq names its product E1A binding protein p400 (gene EP400). The transcript has 50 exons. The record is from RefSeq and is a predicted model, not a curated record. Gene Ontology annotation, molecular function: ATP binding; ATP-dependent chromatin remodeler activity. Lineage: Eukaryota; Metazoa; Chordata; Aves; Tinamiformes; Tinamidae.